UCUGCCGUUGUGUGUUGUGGGGCUUGAUCGACUCCCUCGCGAUACUCUUCCGGCCAACGAGACCCAGCAGCUGCAUACAUAUUCGCACUCCCACUCUCAUUUGCGCCUGCAUCCGCAUCCGCAUUCGCAUGAACGAACGGCUCCCGCCUGCGACGGAAACCGUCCAGCCCAACAAGAGACAGCGGCUGGACAAGCCAGCCGAGACCGCCAAGAUCGAGAGAAUCAUCGCCCAUCGACUGCACGACAACAAGCUGUACUUCCGAGUCAAACACACCGGCUCGACAGACGUUUUCUGGGUCGGGCACGAUGAGGUCGUUCCCAAACUCUUGGUGCUGCUUUACAAGCGGACAUGUUCCCCAGCCGACGCCCUGGAUCUCUCUGAUGAAUACUUGACUCAACGACCGGCAAGGGAGUCGCCAUUGCCGUCUGUGGGCAUCACCCGCGCGACUGAAGGAUCUGCUCGCACAGCCGCUCCUGCACCAUCGCUGGACCGAGAUGCCCCAUCGCCAAGUGGAGUUGCACCCUCCAGGAGCGAGGGUGCAAGAGAAUCGGCGCCUGCGACCAGGCCGGUACCGGUUUCGGCAGCCACACAGCCAGUAUCGGGCAAAUCGACCUCGACACUGCAGCCAGAAUCAGGACCCAAGCGAGCGCCCAUGGCGAGAAAGUCCCUCGGCGGACCGAAAUUGCCCAUAUCGACGGCGAACCAGUCCCCCGCCUCGACGAGCGCAUCGGGUCUCGGGCCACCCGCCGGUGCAGCCCAAGCACAGGCUCAAGACGUGCCCUCGGCAAGCUCACCAACGAAUGCGCAGGCCAUCAACCCCGAUCUAACGCCGAGGGUCGAACAACGCCGCCAAGAGCCAGUUCCGUAUCCAAGCUCGGGUUUACACGAUGUGAAGAUCGAAAAUACCAUCGACGGGGACCUAGGACCAAGUGGAUUCGCCUGGGUGGAGGCAAACAUCUUUUGCGAUGCGCAAAUAAUCACAAGCUUCUCGAAGGCUCAAUCUGUCGUCAGCUGCCAAUGUUCGCUGAUAAUCAAGACACAGGUGUGCAGACCGAGGACUUGCGAAUGCUACAAGGGCAAAGACUACGAGUUUCCUUACGAUAAUAAUCGAAGGCUCGCCCUCGGCGCUGGAAGGCCCAUCAGAGAAUGCGGCAAGAAAUGCGCGUGUAACCUCGAAUGCCCUUCCAGAGUGGUCCAACGAGGACCAGAUAACAGACGCAUUGGCCAAUUGGUGCUCUUCAAAACCCGGAACAAGGGUUGGGCAGUGCGCUGUACUCAGGACAUAAAGCAGGGAACCUUCAUUGGAGAGUAUGUCGGCGACGUGCGUCGAACCGGGCACGAUGCGCCAACAAGCUCUAGGUACAUAUUCGGAUUGGAUUACAACACCCACGGGGACCCAAAGUACGAGAUCGAUAGCGAACGAAACGGAAACAUCACUCGAUUCUUCAAUCAUUCCUGCGAAGCCAACUUGGUCCAGCGUGCGGUGUUCAUCGACGAGCCCUAUGACUCCGAGUUCCAUCGCCUCGCUAUCUUUGCGCUGCGAAACAUCAACAAAGGUGAGGAACUCACCUUGGACUACAAUGGAGAUAAACGGCUGCAAACGCCAGAAGUCGAAAUAUCGAAUGAUGACUUCCCGUUUGAUUGCGAUUGCGGAAGCCGAAAGUGCAGAAGACCGACCGCUGUGCAGCCCCUGCCAACAGGCCGGUUUAUGGCCCGAAAAAAAUUGUCUGGGAAACCCCGAAAGAAAUCGUAACGGCGAGCGAUGACUCCACCUUUCGGGCGCCUGUGAGCUGCCUCGAGUACCAGAGCAGUUCGAUCGCCGAAUAUACGCGACGGCAUGGUGAUUUGUGGUCCUGUGCAUCAUUAAUGAUGGCAUUGAGCCUUCUUGGGGGCAGACAUGCAAUGUGAACAUCACCCACUCUGUCCAAGUGCAUGAUACGCCCCUUCAACAAGCUGUAUCAUCUAAAUGACUGCUUGAACGUCACUUGGCAAUAAAAUACUGGAAGUGCUACAGUA
Polychytrium aggregatum is the source of this 2017-nucleotide messenger RNA. RefSeq lists its product as uncharacterized. NCBI's taxonomy places the organism in Eukaryota, Fungi, Chytridiomycota, Chytridiomycetes, Polychytriales. The record is from RefSeq and is a predicted model, not a curated record. The transcript has 2 exons. Gene Ontology annotation, cellular component: nucleus. Gene Ontology annotation, molecular function: protein binding; zinc ion binding; histone methyltransferase activity. Bases 129 to 1754 code for a protein of 541 amino acids.